UUUACAAGUCACAACGUGCGGUUGAUUUUUCACAUAUUUUUGUUUUCUAUCUAAAAUUAACUAAAAACUAUGUCCACACGCUGGUAUCCAAUUUAUCAACGGGGCAAUCCGCAACUGCGAGUGUUUCUGCCAAAUUUCUGGAUGAAAUUGGUGCGGCCCACAGAGGAACAGCCUCCCAAUGUUGUUACCUUUGCAGUGUCCACAGAAAUGACCAAACAUGAUGUGAAAAAUUAUCUGGAGAAGAUCUACAAGGUGCCGGUGGUGGAGGUGCGUACACGCAUAGCUUUAGGCGAUACGAAACGUGAUCAAACCUAUGGAUAUAUCACAAAGAACGACGACGUUAAGAUAGCUUAUGUAACAAUGCCAAAAACCGAGGCUUUCAAAUUUCCCGAUCUUUUUGAAAAGAAGGCGGAACAACUGGAAAAGGAUGAGAAGUCAAUGGACGAUUCCAAGGAAGGUUUUCGCAAGUUUUUGGAACGCAACAAAAAGCGUCCCGGCACCCCCGGCUGGUUCUCAAUUUAGAUUAUAGUUUAGCUUUUAGUUGUUGCAACGAAUAAUAACCAUUUAUUUUGAAAGUCCAAAGAAA
This is a messenger RNA of Scaptodrosophila lebanonensis, 586 nucleotides long. RefSeq names its product 39S ribosomal protein L23, mitochondrial (gene mRpL23). The coding region runs from base 70 to 522 and encodes 150 amino acids. The record is from RefSeq and is a predicted model, not a curated record. Gene Ontology annotation, biological process: mitochondrial translation. The transcript is spliced from 2 exons. Gene Ontology annotation, molecular function: structural constituent of ribosome. Gene Ontology annotation, cellular component: ribosome; mitochondrial large ribosomal subunit. Lineage: Eukaryota; Metazoa; Arthropoda; Insecta; Diptera; Drosophilidae.